AUGGCCAACUCUCACAGAAUCAUUUCUUGGGUAACAAGUCAUGCCUGUGUUUUACAGAUUGAUGGCUCCACCUUGCGAACUCUGUGCAUGCAGCACGGUCCACUGAUCACAUUCCAUCUGAACCUUCCCCAUGGCAACGCUGUCGUCUGCUACAGCUCUAAGGAGGAGGCGGCAAAAGCCCAGAAGUCACUGCACAUGUGUGUAUUAGGGAACACUACUAUUCUUGCAGAGUUUGCUAGUGAAGAGGAAAUUAAUCGUUUCUUUGCACAAGGUCAGUCAAUGACUGCCUCUCCUAGCUGGCAGACGCUGGGCUCUUCUCAGAACCGGAUCGGAUCCAUCGAGGGUUCUCACCCCUUCCCAAACCGCACUGAUCCAAAUCACUGGAACGGCAGUGGAGACCUGCACGGCUCGUCUCUCUGGGGCGUUCCCAAUUACUCUACGAGCCUGUGGGGGAGCCCCAGUGGUGGUGACGGGGGGAGAAUCAACAGCCCCUCCCCCAUCAGCUCCUUCCUUCCUGUUGACCACCUGACGGGAGGUGGGGAGUCCAUGUAGUGCAUCUUUCACCUUCUGACUUAAAAACAAACAACAACUAACAUUCAAACCCGUGACCUCAAUGUGGAAAUAGUUAAUCAUAAUCAUAUGACCAUAUAUACAUUAUAUAUGAAAAAAAAUCAAAUGGCACUAGUUAGACUUUCUUCACUUACAAAAAGAAAAAAAAACAAUGCGGGGUCACCCUGUGGAAACUAGUUACAUUUUUUUUCUGCACGUAUGUCCACUUUGUUUUAGCCCAAAACAUAUCAGUUUGAAUACUUGAAUUAUGCAGGCCAAUUCUAUAAUGUGAAAGGAUGUAUUUACACUUCCAGGUAGUGCUCUUCAUACAGAGAAAAAAAAGCUUCAGUUGAGCUCAUCUGUUUAUUCAUCAUGUUUAUUUGAAUUCCAAUUCUUUUUUUGUUUUGUUUUUAUUAUUUGCAUUUUGUUUGCUGACAAUGUUGGAGUUUGAGCUUUUUUAACUUUGCACUGAAUGUGGUUUUUCUCAGUAUAAUCUGCAAUAUGGAGGGAGCCGACAGUUCCAGUGUAGUUGUUUACUCAAGGAUGUUCUUUAAAGUGUGCGCUCUACUAUGCCUUGAUGUACGCCUACCUUAUUGUGGUAUUGUGGAGUUCGAGAUCAAGAUAUAGAUGCUGAUUUAGGAUUAUUUGAUGAUAUUACAGAAAUAAGUAUUGCACCAAUUUUUUUUUUUUUUAAACUAAAGAAUUUAGCUCUGCAGUCUAAAAAAACUGUAGCCACAGCUGUGACUUGCAAACCCGACCUGCAAGCCAGGGGGAACAGCACUUUCAAAAUAGGCUUUCAAUUUUGUUUUGGAGGCAUCACAUUGUGCCCUCUUGUUUACAAAACUUUUUGAGAGGGAAAGUAUGGUCAUUCUUCCUUUUA
Molecule: messenger RNA, 1429 nt
Organism: Sinocyclocheilus anshuiensis
Lineage: Eukaryota; Metazoa; Chordata; Actinopteri; Cypriniformes; Cyprinidae
Product: trinucleotide repeat-containing gene 6A protein-like
Exons: 3
Coding region: 1-552 (183 amino acids)
Biological process (GO): positive regulation of nuclear-transcribed mRNA poly(A) tail shortening; miRNA-mediated post-transcriptional gene silencing
Cellular component (GO): P-body; nucleoplasm
Molecular function (GO): nucleic acid binding
Source: RefSeq, a predicted model, not a curated record